Messenger RNA from Drosophila serrata, 2528 nucleotides. It is a transcript of the gene Inx2, whose product is annotated as innexin 2. Lineage: Eukaryota; Metazoa; Arthropoda; Insecta; Diptera; Drosophilidae. Gene Ontology annotation, cellular component: plasma membrane; gap junction. Gene Ontology annotation, molecular function: gap junction channel activity. The record is from RefSeq and is a predicted model, not a curated record. Gene Ontology annotation, biological process: phototransduction.
ACAGUUAUAGUUUUCUAUCCGAAGCGCUCAGUGCCGCCUGCGACGGACACAGCUACCUAGGUAACCGUCGUGGUAACCUACCACUACCACCUCACUCACUCACUCACUCUCGCUCUCUCUGUGCGCGUUGAGAGCGCGAAAACGCUGAAUUCGAAACCGACUCGACCCAACGAGGCAACCGUAACGAAGGCAGCCGAAAGCUCGCUGGGUGAUCUCCUCGAUCUCUGUUCACUGCGAUCGCUGCGCCCGCAGUUACUACUAUUUUUUUCGUGUGCAUUCCUGAAACAGAAACUGAAGAGUAAUGGUGGACAACGUGUGAGCACUGCCAGCCAAGCCAGCAUCGAAUAUAAUCACCGCCAGAAACUACGACAGCGCUUAGCCAGCAGCUUAGAGCCGGAGCCAGAGCUAAAGCUAGAGCACCUGCAGUGUAGUGUCCAACCAUAUCCCCAUUUCCCGUGUGGUUCGUGUGUGUGUGCGUGUGUGCCUGGUGUAAUCAAGUCCAAGUCCAAGCCAAGCCAAGUAGGCCAGAGACGCCGCCAACAUGUUUGAUGUCUUUGGGUCCGUCAAGGGCCUGCUGAAGAUCGACCAGGUGUGCAUCGAUAACAAUGUAUUUCGCAUGCACUACAAGGCCACGGUGAUCAUUCUGAUUGCCUUCUCGCUCCUGGUCACCUCGCGUCAAUAUAUCGGUGAUCCGAUUGAUUGCAUCGUCGAUGAGAUACCACUGGGAGUGAUGGACACCUAUUGUUGGAUCUACUCUACGUUCACUGUGCCGGAGCGUUUGACCGGUGUGACCGGACGGGAUGUGGUGCAACCCGGUGUCGGUUCACAUGUGGAGGGCGAGGAUGAGGUGAAGUACCACAAAUACUAUCAGUGGGUGUGCUUCGUCCUCUUCUUCCAGGCCAUUCUCUUCUAUGUGCCCCGUUACCUAUGGAAAUCCUGGGAAGGCGGUCGCCUCAAGAUGCUGGUCAUGGAUCUGAACAGUCCCAUUGUGAACGAGGAGUGCAAGAAUGACCGCAAGAAGAUCCUUGUCGAUUACUUCAUUGGCAACCUGAACCGGCACAACUUUUAUGCCUUCCGUUUCUUUGUCUGCGAAGCCCUCAACUUUGUGAAUGUCAUUGGCCAGAUUUACUUUGUCGACUUCUUUUUGGAUGGAGAGUUCAGUACGUAUGGCAGCGAUGUGCUGAAGUUCACCGAGAUGGAGCCGGAUGAGCGCAUUGAUCCCAUGGCCCGGGUCUUUCCCAAGGUAACCAAAUGUACCUUCCACAAAUACGGUCCCUCCGGCAAUGUGCAGAAGUUCGAUGGACUGUGCGUGCUGCCCCUGAAUAUUGUCAAUGAGAAGAUCUACGUGUUCCUUUGGUUCUGGUUCAUCAUCCUGAGCAUUCUGUCCGGCAUCUCGCUGAUCUAUCGGAUCGCCGUGGUGGCGGGCCCUAAACUGCGUCACCUGCUGCUCCGCGCCCGCUCCCGUCUUGCCGAGAGCGAGGAGGUGGAACUGGUGGCCAACAAGUGCAACAUCGGUGACUGGUUCCUGCUCUACCAGCUGGGUAAGAACAUCGAUCCGCUCAUCUACAAGGAGGUCAUCGCCGAUCUGUCCCGCGAGAUGGGCGGCGACGAGCACAGCGCCCACAAGCGGCCCUUCGAUGCCUGAGCCGGAGUCCGGAAUCCUGAGCGCAAGCCCGAACCCAAGUGCCAUUUCAUGCAGCCGAAAUUGGGUUAAGACGAUGAUUAGAUGCAGUCGGAAAUUGGGGUAAUCGGAAAUCGGAAAUCUGAGUAGAAGGGGGAAGAAGCCAAGCCGACGUUGUAGAUGAGGCCUUUCGAGCUAAUGACGAGCUAAUGAACACAUAUCAACGAAUUCCAUGGUAAAAAAAAACAACAAGAGGGCCAAAUGCCUCAGCAACCGUUUUGUGUUUACUGUUUUGCAACCAACAACAAGACACGUACAAUUACAAUAACAAUUACAAUUACAACAAUAAACUACAACAACCAUAACAAUAAUAAUAACAAUAACAAUAACAGAUACUAGCCGCAGCCAGAGAGAUGUAAGCUAUAAAGAUGGAUCGCUCGGGAUCAGGGAGAAUCAAUAAAUCAACAAAUCAACAAAUCAACAACUCAACAAAACAACAAUUCAACAAUACAAGAAUUAAGAAUUUCCCGAUCCCUCGAUCCCAAGCCAUGCCAAUCUCGAAGAGCAUUUUGGAACCUUUAAAAGACAGGAGAAAUGACAUUUGUCAAAAUACUAAAUGUACGAGUAUAUAUUAUAUAUUUUUUUGUGCGAGAUAUGAUAGAUCUACUAUAUAUACACAUACACCAACACACACAUCCAUAUAUAUUUUUAGUGAGCAAUUACACACAUAUAUAUAUUUAUACAUAAAUAUACAGACGUACAGAAAGAUAUAUACAUAUAUAUAUUUAUGAAUGCCACAUGCGAGUAAUAUUUAUGCUAAGAGUUGUGAUCAUUGAUUAAGACAUUUAAAGAAACAAGGAAAAAAUGCUAAAAAAAAACCCACAAAAAAAUACAAAAAAAAAAAAAA